UAUUGAAAUUUGGAUCAGUUUGGGCAAUUUUCCGAUAUCCUCCUCUCUCACUCGCUCAUCGAGCCGCUCCAUUUUUCUUCUUUCUACUUUCUCCUCCAACGACGCAGCUACUACCCGCGUGUCCUGAAAGUUGCUGUGGCCACGUUCCCGAUCACGAGCACGCCACUUGCUCCGACGAACGGCGCUCAACAAUUCUCCCUCUCCGGCGACCUGCUUCAACAGCAGCUGCAGGCAUUUUAAUCUAUAAUGCCGCCGCAGCGGCGACAUUUUGAUUAAGAUUACUCACAACCCUCUGGAAGGAAUCCAGAUCAAAAUAUCCACACCUCGUUAAGGAUUGCAAGCUUCAAGAGGACUUGACAGAUGAAAUGGUUGGUUUAGCAAAGCAGUCGAAGAGAGCAGUCUGAUAACGAGCCAAUCCUUAGAGAGCAUUGAGAAAGAUUUUCCUCUUUUCUAAAUGGGUUUAAGUAAAACUGAAAUCAACUUGAAGCGGCUCCUGGCAACUGCCCCUCAUCAGAAGGAUCAGGCUAAACUUAUACAUUAUGUGACUACUCUAAGAGAACAGCUGGAGCAACUUGCUGAAGAGAAAACACCUGAAGGCUUAUCAAGAGUUUCAAAGGCUUUGCUUGGCGAUUAUUCAGAGAAGAUAGAGGCCAUUGCUUCAAAAUUAGUUGUUCCAUUGCCUGACGUGGAGGAGUCUUCUGAGCCCUCUACAAGUACUUCUGUUCGAGAAAUUUCGUCUAUAGCUGAAGAAGAUUUAAACACCCCCAGUUCACCUACGGGACUAAGGAGGAGAUUUCCGGCAUCCUCUAUUGUGGAAGAUAGAUCUCAUGGCACCAUCAAACAAGACUCCUCAGCACCUGUCAAGUUGGAUGCUGCAGCAAUAAACCACAUUGAGAAACACAGGAAGCUUCAAGAGGAUUUGACUGAUGAAAUGGUUGGGUUAGCGAAGCAAUUGAAAGAGAGCAGUCUGAUAAUGAGCAAAUCUUUGGAGAACACUGAAAAGAUACUGGAUUCCACGGAGAAGGCCGUUGAGGAUAGCUUGGCAACCACUGGUCGUGUCAACAAACGUGCUGUCCAGAUUUACUCAGAGAGCUCAAAAACUUCAUGCUUCACUUGGCUGGCGAUCUUCGUAAUGACAUGUGUUUUCGUAAUGGUUGUGCUUCUCAUUCGAGUUACUUAAAAUACUAGAAACUAAUAUUCGGAUUCCUAGUAAAUGUUCAAGCAUUUUUGAACUUGUAUACACACACUUCUCCGGUAAAAAAAGAAAAAAAAAACCAGAAGAUCACUCGUUGAACAUGAUUACCAUUUGUAAUUUUAACUCAUCGAUGAAAUUUUUGUUUACUAUCAAACAAAAGAUAUCGAAGCCAGAAGAAUUCGUGGUGAAAAUUUUUGUCGA
Molecule: messenger RNA, 1396 nt
Organism: Cucumis sativus (cucumber)
Lineage: Eukaryota; Viridiplantae; Streptophyta; Magnoliopsida; Cucurbitales; Cucurbitaceae
Exons: 9
Coding region: 455-1180 (241 amino acids)
Biological process (GO): retrograde vesicle-mediated transport, Golgi to endoplasmic reticulum
Cellular component (GO): endoplasmic reticulum; SNARE complex
Molecular function (GO): SNAP receptor activity
Source: RefSeq, a predicted model, not a curated record